UGCUUGACUGGUGAGGAAAUUUUUUCUUUGCAUGGGUUACCGAACAACAGUCACAUAUCAAAUUCAAGCUUCUCUACAGUAUGUCCUGCUGUUUUGCAACAGUUAAUUUUUCGUCCGUGUGAUCGUCAGGAAAACUUUGUAGAUACAUCUAAACCACAUUCUUUACAAGUCUGGGGAUUUGGGUUCCUGGCUGUGACUAUCAUUAACUUGGCAUCGCUUCUGGGAUUGAUUUUAACUCCCCUCUUAAAGAAGUCAUAUUUCCCCAAGGUUUUAACCUACUUUGUGGGCUUGGCCAUUGGGACUCUCUUUUCUAAUGCAAUUUUCCAGCUCAUUCCAGAGGCAUUUGGAUUUGAACCAAAAGUAGAUAACUAUAUUGAAAAAGCAGUUGCUGUGUUUGGUGGAUUCUAUAUUCUCUUCUUUGUGGAAAGGAUUCUUAAAGUGAUAUUGAGGAUCUAUGACCAGAGUGGCCAUGGCUCUGAAAAUGGUGAACACAAUCGUUCUCAGGAUAAGACUAAGCCACCCAAACCACUGUCAUCCAGCAAUGGGGGGACGUGCUACGCAAAUUCAGCUGUCAUAGAAAGCAAUGGAAAUCUCGGGUUUGACAGCAUCAGUGUGGUCUCAGCACAGGAAGAAGCCACCCAAGGCAGCUUAUGCAAGUGUCUUAAAGGGCGCCCACUGUCAAAGAUUGGGACCAUUGCGUGGAUGGUGACACUGAGUGAUGCUGUACAUAAUUUCAUAGAUGGUUUGGCUAUUGGUGCUUCUUUCACGUUGUCUCUGUUCCAAGGGCUUAGUACCUCUAUAGCCAUCUUGUGUGAAGAGUUUCCUCAUGAACUGGGGGAUUUUGUCAUCUUGCUGAAUGCAGGAAUGAGUACUCGGCAGGCUCUGUUUUUCAACUUUCUGUCUGCAUGUUCCUGUUACAUUGGGCUGGCUUUUGGGAUAGUAGUAGGUAAUAACUUUGCUCCUAACAUCAUCUUUGCCGUGGCCGGUGGAAUGUUCCUGUACAUCUCUCUGGCAGAUAUGUUCCCAGAGAUGAAUGAUAUGCUGCGAGAUAAAGUGACAGGAAGAAAGAUGGAUCUCACAUUCUUCCUCAUUCAGAAUGCUGGUUUACUAACGGGGUUUACUGCUAUACUGAUGAUUACCUUGUAUGCAGAGAGUAUUGAGCUGUGA
This is a messenger RNA of Merops nubicus (carmine bee-eater), 1167 nucleotides long. It is a transcript of the gene SLC39A8, whose product is annotated as solute carrier family 39 (zinc transporter), member 8. NCBI's taxonomy places the organism in Eukaryota, Metazoa, Chordata, Aves, Coraciiformes, Meropidae. Gene Ontology annotation, biological process: intracellular zinc ion homeostasis; zinc ion import across plasma membrane. The record is from RefSeq and is a predicted model, not a curated record. Gene Ontology annotation, molecular function: zinc ion transmembrane transporter activity. Gene Ontology annotation, cellular component: membrane. The annotation marks the transcript as partial. The transcript is spliced from 7 exons.